AUGACGGUAAUCACGAAAGCGAUCACUGAGAAGAAGGCGUCCGACAAAAUGGAGCAGCCAUUGUUUGUGGAGGAAAACGCGGCGGAUGGUGCAAAAGCUGAUCCUGAAGCAGGACGUUCAAAAACAGAUGCGGUCCCCAGAAGCCGUUGCUUCAUUUCUAGAACAAGCAUCCACCGUAUACAUAUGGCGACAACAUUUUUGCUCUUUCUUCUUGCAUUAUCGAUACUGCUUAUCGGCAUGAUUGGUGGGCUGUAUAUCUACAAACAGUAUGCCAGGACUCAGAUGCGCAGAUUCAGUACUGGAUGGUACAGCAUUCCAUAUGAUAGCUCGAACAAAGCAUCCUAUGGCAAUAACGCAGUUCAUCAGGGACUUUUGGCUGAUUCUGACCUGUUUACCAAGAGUCUCACCAGAGCCAUGGAGCAGGACGCUUUAGAUAUUGCAAGGCACAUAGAUCAUGAUAUUAAUAAUUUCUUUAAGGAGAGAUUUGAGAUUGAUCUUGAGAAUGAGCAUUAUGAGAAAAUUGAUGUGCCUGAUUUUCGCGGUGGACGACAAGGUCGCUUUAUACACGAUUUCAACAUUAAUAAGACAGGUAUUAUAGAUAUUGACGGUCAGUGUUGCUUUGUCAUGCCACUGAAUCGUCAGCGCGUAUUGCCACCUCGUAAUAUGUAUGAUCUCCUUAGAAAAAUGUACAAUGGUUACUAUGAAGUGAACACUGCAGUCGUACGAGAAACUAUGAGAGUAGUCACGCCGCCAAUUACCGAUAUGUCGAUCGUUGGAACAUACAUAGCACGUGAAUGCCAGGAUUUGCCUACUUAUAUGCUGCAGAAAGUGAAUUCUUCUAGUAUUGUAAAACGCAGUACAUCAGUACAGACCGGAGUAUUCGGACAGUUUGCCGGCAAUAAUAUCUUGGAAGUCGAUAUUGUGAAUUUAGAAGACUUCGAAUGAAAUUAUGAGAAAUCGAGAAGUGGGAAUUUUCAAUUAUUCUAGAAUAUUAAAACCACCAGUAGAUCAAUGUAUAAAAAUUAUAAGCUGUCCAGGGCAAGCUUAGGUAAAUAUUCCGUCGAAUUUAGAAUUAUUACUUUGCAUUUUAUUUGUGCAUCAAUUAAUUUCUCAUUCUUGACAUUUUUCUAAACUAUAUUUCAACUACAUUUCCCAUAUUUAUCGAGAUCUUCUUUGUAAGUCUUUCCAUUUCUAUUAGUUAUUCCAUUUUCUAUUAAUUUUAAAUGAUAACUUUACGUCUAUUUUUUCAGUUGCACUUCUUGCGGUUCAUCUUUUCUCUCCACGUUGCAAAAAAAAAGAGAAAUGAUGAACCGUACAAGAAAUUCAGCUAAAAAGAACAGGGCUAUUAUAUAAUGCUAAUACACAAUUUGUUAUUAUCGAUCUGUAGUAUAUAAUACAUCAUAAGAAACUCCUCUAUAUCAUGAGAAGUUAAAUGUGAACGACUGAAUCACUAUUAAAAAGAUGCAAGAAGUUUUAGCAGGAUGGUAUAUUGUCUGCUGGAUCAUAUAGGAAAAUUAAUAUUUCUUCCAUAUUCUUGUGGUAUGAUAUUCAAUUUAAACAGAUAGCAAGUGUUACGCCAUAGUAGUAAAAUGUUUAUUAUUAUGGAUUCUGGCACAUAGCUUGUUGACUAUAUUUAUGAAUGUCUGCGUUAAAAAAACGAUAAAAUCAGUAGAAUAGCCGUGCACUAAGUGGUUGCGCUUAUGAUGCAGUUUUACGAUACGUUAUCAUUAGUAAAACUAUAGAUAUAUUCAUUUGUGAAUUCUAUUUAAAAAAUCUAUCGCGUUAAUGCUUGUGUAAACACAGUAAGCUCGAGGUAUAAAAACACGAAUUAUUGAUAUUGCGAAACUGAAAAUAAUUUUUAAAAUGUGUUUCGAGAAAUAUAUUGGGUUUGCAAUUGUAAUUAAUAUGUAAAACAGAUUAACAUUCAUAAGAUUACUGCGACUAUAUAAAUAUUUUUACAAUUUCAAUUGAGAAAAAAAACAGAAGUUGCAGAGUAACCAAUUCAAGAGAAAAAGUCUUGAUGUUUGAACAUUCCAUGUAAGACAUGCUUAUCUCUUCUGCAUUUCUAAUCGUGUUACAUACUUCAAUAAAUAUUAAUAAUACAGUAUCGUAUUUUAAAUACGUUUUAUGCAUACCAGUUCAUUGCCAAUUUAUCAUGAAAACUGGAAUUAAGAAUCAGAAACUGGAAUAAAGAUCGUGAUUGAAUGCAAUUUUGCCAUUAGUUUAUUUUCGUGCAUUGUCACGCACAUACAAAGAGAAAUUAUUUUUAGUUUUUUUAAACAUUUUAUUAUAUAUUCGCGCGUACAGCAUUUAGUGUCGGCAAACGUAUUCAGGUACUCGGAUGUUCAUUAGUCUUAGACUGCGUGCUAUAGAUAUUCUAAUAUUAACACUUUUGUGAAAUGACUUUUUAAGUUUUUUCAAUUCAAGAUACUUUGUAAUGAAAAUAAUAUGCAAAUAAUAAAUGACCUAAGAUUUUAGCAUAUUAAAAAGGAAAAAAAUUCUAGAAUGUUUAUGAUGGAAUAUAUUUAUUACAAAAUGAUUUUUAUAUAAAUUAUUGAAGUAGAUAUUAAAUGUAAUGUGUAAUUAAAAAUAUUGUGCCUCGUUUCAAAUAUCAGAUUAGGAGAAUUGAUUUCUUUAAAUUUAUAUAAAAAAAAACCAUUUUGUAAACAAACCGAAAUAAAGGGAAUAUGUAUUAAUGUCUGCACAGAUAUCAUGUUAUGGACCGAGUGCCUGAACACUUAUAAUAAUUCUGUAUUAGUUAUGUACUGUUACUUGUAUUAUCAACUCCAAUAAACAAACACGCAAAUAUAUAAGUAUGCGGUACGUAAACACCGUUUUAAAUGUCCGUAGACACGUAGAUUAAACACUGGUGGCAAUAAAUAGCGUAUUAGUUAGUUCCACCACUUUCCGAGUGGGGAUGGAAAUGCAAAAUAUCUUGUUAAUAUCAAUUAACUUUUGUUUAAUUCCAUGAUGACGCGUAAUUUUGUCUGCGCAUUUAAACUUUAUUAUAGAAUUGUUACACGAUUCUCUGUCGUUUCGUGUGAUUGUAGUUAAGUUCCUAUAGUCACUAUUUCUGUCUUCAUAAGUUUUGACAAGUUUCCUUAGCUUUAUGGCGUUAUAAAAAACCAAAUUUAUAAAACUGUACGCGAAUAAUUGUAAAGUCUGACAAGAAAAUAAAUGAUACAUAUAAAUGUCAGUGUCAGUGCA
Atta colombica is the source of this 3207-nucleotide messenger RNA. Its product is annotated as integral membrane protein 2C. The record is from RefSeq and is a predicted model, not a curated record. The transcript has 5 exons. Bases 1 to 945 code for a protein of 314 amino acids. Gene Ontology annotation, cellular component: Golgi apparatus; extracellular exosome; plasma membrane. NCBI's taxonomy places the organism in Eukaryota, Metazoa, Arthropoda, Insecta, Hymenoptera, Formicidae. Gene Ontology annotation, molecular function: amyloid-beta binding. Gene Ontology annotation, biological process: negative regulation of amyloid precursor protein biosynthetic process.